AUGCUCAUUACUGAACCAUACAAGCCACCAACGGCGGGCUUGUCGCUGCUGCGCCGCUACUUUGAGAAGUAUCCCGAGGAUGCCCCAAAGGUCACCUUGUUCAUCAGGGCCUGCUUCGACCCGGUCAACCUUGUCCCCACAUGCACGCGUGACGGCGUGCGUGCCAGCUGGGACGAGUGCAACCAGAUACUCGGCGGCGUCAAGAAGAUUGACGUGUUUGAUCCCGCUCAUAUUGACCAGAAUGUUCCUGUCGAAGAGACGAUCGGUGCACUCGAGGAACUGCAGGAUGAAGGCAAGCAGUCUUGGUCUUCAUGGCACCCAUGCAAGAUCAGUGCGGUUGGCGUGUCUGAAGUGAGGGCCGAGACCAUCAGACGCGCAUCUGCAGUCACUCCAAUCAAGUACGCCGAGAUCGAGUUCUCGCUGUGGAGCACAGAGAUGCUCAGCAACGGUGUGGCUGCGGCGGCCAAGGAACGCAACGUCUCCCUGCUGACAUAUGCUCCUCUCGGCUACGGCUUCUUGAGCGGAGCCAUUAAGAAGCUCGAGGACAUUCCAAUAGGAGACAUCCGUCACAUGUUUGGUCGUUUUCAGCCCGAGCAUUUCGAAAAGAACUUGAAGCUUGUUGACGAGAUCCAAGCAUUCGCCAAAGCCAAAGGUGCCACCGCCGCCCAGGUCGCGCUGGCCUGGAUCCGAAAGCACUCCAACGCUGGAGACUGCGGCGUCAUCGUACCCAUUCCAGGAGCCACAGGGCCCGAUCGCGUGCUGGAGAACAGCAAGCUGGUUGAGCUAUCCACCAGGGAGAAGGAAGAGGUAGAUGGUAUACUCGCGCGUUUCGACGUGGCGGGCCAUCGGCAAAUUCCUGGCAUGGAGAACAAUCUGUGGACCAUUGGAAAUUCCGUCAAGACGACGCCGUCAGACAUGGCGUGA
Molecule: messenger RNA, 924 nt
Organism: Diaporthe citri
Lineage: Eukaryota; Fungi; Ascomycota; Sordariomycetes; Diaporthales; Diaporthaceae
Exons: 5
Coding region: 1-924 (307 amino acids)
Cellular component (GO): cytoplasm
Source: RefSeq, a predicted model, not a curated record